AUGCCGCUCUUUGCGAGCUUCCUACGGGCGGCUCGCUCUGCGAGGUCCUUGGCGGAGGAGGGUCCGGGAUCCCCUUCCCUUUUGUUCAAUCAAGUCGCCGUCCUCUUCACAGGCACUCUCGCAACCGCCCAAGCUCCACUGCAAACAGUCGGCACAGCAGCGCCCAACCCAACCACUGUUUGCAGCGGAGUCUCGGAGCCAAAGGGGCGGGGAUGGGCGGGGCUUCGUCUGCGCUAUUGUCAUGGAGACGACAAGCCAGAGGCAGCGUUGGCUGGUCCUGCAGGCGGAGAAGGCUGCAAGCCCGCGGAGACAGGAGCGAGGCGGAGUGCCCUGGACGGCUGGAACGUGGAGAAACCAUGGCGGCCGCUCCAGCUCACCCUCCUGGGCUCGUUGCUGGCCCAGGUCGUGGUGGGGAGCGCCCCGGAGCGUCCCCGCCCUGCUCCCUUGGCUCCCGCCUCCUGCGGCCGUGCAGCGCCUCCUCGCCCGCCCCCGGCUCCGCCCGCCGUCGCUACAGCUCCUCGCGCUAACGGUCGGUGGCAGCCCGCGUGCGCCGCCCUCCGGGGGCUCGCGCCUGCCACGAGGGAGCGUCCGCGGCCCGUGCGCCCAGCCGCAGAGGAGAGCACACAGUUCAUAACAGAGCUACUGUGCUGGUUAUUGGAAGGAGGAGAUUCAGAAAAUAGUGAGGAUCCUGUUGUGCAGCCCGGGCUGGCCUGGAACUUCACAGUCCUCCUGCCUCAGCAUCCUGAGUGUUUGCAUUGCAGGGCUUCAGAACAGUGCAGAGAUUAUAGUGUCCCUUGUGUCAUAGUCAAGAGGCCAUCGGUGCAGAGGUAUAGAGUGACUCUCUCAAGGUCACCCCACUGUUGGCUCUCACAGGUUUGGGCCCAGACCCUCUGCUUCCAAUGCCAAGUGAUUAAUUUCACUCUCAGUCUUACUCCGAUCGGUAAUGCUUCUGCUGAGACUCCUCAUUCAGUAAAACCUGUUCAGGGGAUCAUCUCUGUUAGACAGACAGCUGCCAAAAAGACCUUCACUUCUGUGAGCAUGGGUUUUAGAUUAUGGCCAGUCAAGACUCAGAGCUGGAAGAACACCUGUCAGAACCGUUUUUCUACAAGAAGAUGGUCUCUUUAAUCACAUUUCAUUCUCCUUCAGAGAAAGGUUCAUUUUAAAAUGUGGCAUUUCUGUUAUGAUUCAUUGUUUUCAGCUGAAACACCAAUUUGGAGCUGAUUUAUGACAUCGUUCUAUGGUGAAACGAGAAACUGCAACAAAGUGUUUAAGAAGGAAGGACUUUCCCAGACAUUUGGUUUGUGGCUUUCUCUUUUAGAAAAAAAUCUAAAGUUUAUUUUGAACUUUUCUUUGUGAAUAUAAUUAAUGAUGGGAAUUCUUCAAGCAAACUUUCAAAAUAUUUAAACUAAAUUGUGAAAACAUGUCAUGGAAUCUGGGGAACUUUCCUGUGUUGAAAUUUGUUACAUUUAUCUUGAACAAUACAAAGUAUUAUUGAUACUGACUGGUGUUUAGAGAAACUAUACUUGACUUUGAACUUAUCUCUAAUUGGCACUGCUAAGUACUUAAAACACAGGUACUUUCUCACAUCUGCAGACUGUAUUGAGUAUAACUAUUAGAAGACAAACUUCAUUUUGCAAACUGUAAUUUAAUGGUAUAACUGUGCAGAGCAGAAUAUCAGUUAAUUUUCAAAACAUUUUAUUCUACACCAAUUAGCUCAGGUCCUGGAGGGCAAAAUGACAAGAGGUUACUCGUUCACUAUGUAUUUAAUUAAUUGAAAAAUGCUCAAAUUGCUUUUACAGUUGUUAUUAAAAAGUAGAAUCAGUGUUGCCAGUGCUCAACCAUAAUUGGAACCCCAGGGAAUUAAAUAUUUAGCAUUAGUAAUGUAACAGCACUUAGGACACAAAUUUCUAUUUUCGUAAUGAAAGCUAUACACUGUGAGUGCAGGCGGCUGAAACGACAGCUGUGACAAGUGAAACGGCCUGGGAUAUUUCAAUAAGACACCUCAUUGGACAGCAAGUCUUACCACAUUACCCGUUUGUAAGAGAUCUGCAAGUUUAAUUCCCAACAGAAACCCGUUACCCAAGUAUUUAGAUUUCUAAUUGCAUGUGGGAUGAACAGUUGGGCAAAUGUCUUGCCAUAAGUGGCUGAAACGUAUAGUGCUUUCUAAAUAAUCCUAUAUAAGUUCAUGCCUUUGUCAAUUUAAAAAGAGCAGGACUGUCAGGGAAUAAAGAUCUUGUUUGUUUUAAGUUUAAUUACAUUUUAAGCAUACAAGCUUUCAGUGCUACAAUGAGAAAAGUUGGAUAUUGGACUCUAAUGAGCUGCAGUGGUAGACGGCUAGAGACCCUAAGGGAUUCACUCCUUAAAUUAACUGGAUAAAAGUACUUGCUUAGGAUAUAGUUGAUGGCUGAGCUGUUCUUAAAACCCAGUUAUAGAGCUGUCUCUCACUCCUGUUUUCAUUCUAAACAGGCCCUGUAGAGAUUUUAACAGCCGCCUGUUACAACUGUUCAACUUGUCAAAAUGUAUUAUAUUACUCCACUAAUAAAUAGUAUUAAAGGGUAUUUGCCUUCAUUUCUUCUUUUCAGAGGGGAUCAGGUUGAUAAACACAACUGGCUUAGGUUGGCCUUAUUUUUAAUUUGUUUAUGUCAUCUAAAGUGAUAUUGAAGGCCCAUGGUUUGAGUUUGAAAACAUUACCUUCCUGGAGACAUAAAACUUAGCAAAAUGUUAUGUACAAUGGAAACAGUGAAUGGAGACUGUUUACUAUAGAAUGUUUGUCCUUGAAGAUAUAUGGCUUUCACAUUCUUAGGCUACAUCUGAAGUAUUUG
Heterocephalus glaber (naked mole-rat) is the source of this 2822-nucleotide messenger RNA. Lineage: Eukaryota; Metazoa; Chordata; Mammalia; Rodentia; Bathyergidae. The record is from RefSeq and is a predicted model, not a curated record.